This is a messenger RNA of Penicillium olsonii, 1623 nucleotides long. The record is from the annotation of a GenBank genome assembly. Lineage: Eukaryota; Fungi; Ascomycota; Eurotiomycetes; Eurotiales; Aspergillaceae.
AUGGAUCUCAUCUCCAACAAUACGUACGCCUUUCCCAGCUCAUCUCCUCUGGAGAUAGCUGUCAAAGCCGGGAGCCUUUUCGAAGCCAGCUCGACGGCUAUUUGGACUAUUUCUGCACUUGCAAGUGUGUCACUUUUUGCUUGGUUCCGAGCCCCAUGGAAUGAUGGCAAAGGUCACAGCAUUCCCAAAGGUCCGAGAGGCCUUCCCAUCGUUGGCUCUUUCUAUGCCUUGACAAGGUUCCCUGAACUGACACUGGACUUCUGGGCCAAGAAGUUUGGAGAUUUGUAUUCUAUUUGGCUCGGAAACCAGCUCUUUGUUAUUGUCUCUGAUCCCAAUGUUGCAAAGGAUCUCAUGGUCACCAAUGGCAACGUAUUCUCGUCCCGAAAGGAGAUGUAUAUCAAGAGUCAGACUGUGUUUGCCGGCAGAGGUAUUACCGCAACCCCUUACAAUGACAGAUGGCGCAAGCACCGCCGCAUUGCCACUACAUGGUUGAGCCAGCGCGCCGUGGACACCUACUCUCCCACUUUAGACCGCGAGUCUCUUUCUUUGGUCAAGGCCUUGUUCGAGGAAAGCAAAGGCGGAUUAGUGCCUGUCAACCCCCAACCCCACGCCGGCCGUUGCUCUCUGAACAACAUGACUACCAUCACUUUCGGCUUCCGGACAGACAGCAUCGAACAUCCUCUCGUGGCCCAGGCUUUGAAGCUCAGUCGUGAAUUCAUGAACUGCACUGGUCCCAUGUCAAACCUGGUUGAUUUCGUUCCACUUCUGCAACGCAUCCCAACACCUAUGCACCAACGCGGAAAGAAGCUCCACAAGGGUCUAGUUGACACAUAUGGCGGAUUUAUCCAAGAUAUUGAACGCAGAAUGAAGUCUGGAGAGCAAGUCACUGACUGUCUCGCCAAGACGAUGGUUGAAGUGCGCAAGAAGGAAUCUUUGGAUGACUUGGACAUGGCAAUUCUCGCAUCUGCUUUCAUGAUCGGUGGUGUUGAAACGACCGCGGCCAUCAUGCAAUGGUUCUCUGCACUCAUUCCUGCCUACCCGGAGAUUCAAAAGAAGGCCCAAGAGGAGCUUGACCGUGUUGUCGGCAGGGGCCGCCUUCCUGAUGUCGAUGAUGAGAAGAACUUGCCCUACUGCCAUGCCAUUAUCAAGGAGGUAGAGCGCGUUCACAACCCCUUCUGGCUGGGUACACCCCAUGUGGCUACCGAUGAUUUUGUCUACAAGGGUCAAUACAUUCCUAAAGACACAGUGGUUGUCCUCAACACGUGGACAAUGCACAACGAUUCCACCCGUCACUCCAACCCUGAGAAAUUCAACCCUGACCGCUACAUCAAUGACCCCUUGACCUCCGCUGACAGCGCCAAUGUUGCCAACCCCAUGGAGCGUGAUCACUGGAUGUUCGGUGCCGGUCGUCGCAUCUGUCCUGGCAUGCUGGUCGCCGAGCGUGAGAUCUGGCUGACCAUCUCCCGAAUGCUUUGGGCAUUUGAUAUGUACGAAAUUCCAGGCGAGCCCAUCGAUCUGAAAGAGUACGAUGGUCUCUCGGGACGUUCCCCAGUUCCAUUCCGCAUUGGAUUGAAGCCUCGCCAUGACAACGUUGCCAAGCUUCUCGAGAAAGUGGAUAUUUGA